AUGGCUCUCUACCAGGCUAUGGUCAAGUCUGUCCUCUCUGGUGAUACCGUCAUCCUGCACAACGUGAACAACCCGAAGCAGGAGCGCAUCCUGAGUCUUGCUUUCGUCUCCGCUCCCAGGAUAAGGAGGGAGGGCGAUGAGCCCUUCGCCUUUGAAUCUCGCGAGUUCCUGCGCCGCAUCCUGGUUGGCAAGGUCGUGCAAUUCAAGGUUCUGUACACCAUCCCGACCUCGAAGCGCGACUAUGGCAUCAUCAGCCUACCUGGUGGCCUGAUGCUCCCCGACGCCGCAAUUGCCGAGGGCUGGGUCAAGCUCCGCGACGACGCCGACCGAAAGAACGACGCCGAUUCCUCGCAAGCGAUAGUACAAAAGCUUGAGGUCCUCGAAGCGCGCGCCAAGGCCGACUCGAAGGGAGUCUGGUCCGAGUCUCCGAGCCGUCUCGAGACUUCGUACGAUUUGCCUGACGCCAAGGGUUUCGUCGAGCAGAACAAGGGCAAGGACAUCGAUUCCAUUGUGGAGAAGGUCCUCAGUGGUGACCGCCUCAUUGCACGCCUACUUCUAUCACCGACCAAGCACGUGCAGACCAUGGCUCUCAUCGCUGGUAUCCGCGCACCAUCAACGAAACGUGUAAACCCCUCCGACGGCAAGGAACAGCCCGCCGAACCUUUUGGCGACGAAGCGCAACAGUUCAUCGAAAGCCGUCUCCUGCAGCGCACCAUCAAGUUCACUCCUCUUGGUGUCAGCCCGCAAAACCAGAUUGUCGGCUCCGUGAAGCACCCUCAGCGUGGAAACGUUGCGCCAUUCUUGCUUGAGGCUGGUCUUGCACGGUGCAUGGACCAACAUACCACGCUCUUGGGUGCUGAGAUGGGAAAGCUGAGGCAGGCCGAGAGAACCGCCAAAGAGAACAGGGCGGGUGUUUUCCAGGGCCACGUUGCCCCCAAGCAGAAUACUGCGGGAGCGGUCGAGGUCGUAGUCAGCAGGGUCCAGAGUGCGGACACGCUCUUCCUGCGCAACAAGGCAGGUGCCGAGAAACGCGUCAACCUGAGCAGCGUCAGACAGCCCAAGCCUUCGGACCCCAAGCAGGCGCCCUGGCAAGCCGAGGCUAAGGAAUUCCUUCGCAAGCGCCUCAUCGGCAAGCACGUCAAGGUCAGGACCGAUGGCAAGCGCCCUCCCUCGGACGGCUAUGAAGAGCGUGAGAUGGCUACCGUCACCUUCAACGACAAGAACAUCGCCCUGUUGCUGGUCGAGAACGGUUACGCUUCUGUAAUCAGGCAUCGCGCAGACGACUCGGACCGCAGCCCCAUCUACGAUGAUCUGCUCCUUGCUGAGCAGGAUGCCCAGCAAGAGGGCCGUGGUAUGUGGGCCGCGAAGCCCCCUGCUACCAAGGCCUAUGUGGACUACUCGGAGAGCUUGGAGAAGGCGAAGAGGCAACUCACCCUGUUGUCUAGGCAGAGGAAGGUCCCUGCCAUCGUGGACUUUGUCAAGUCCGGCUCGCGCUUCACUGUCCUCGUUCCGCGUGAGAACGCCAAACUCACUUUCGUCCUUUCGGGUAUUCGUGCUCCCAGGUCUGCUAGGAACCCGAGCGAGAAGAGCGAGCCUUUUGGUCAGGAGGCUCACGACUUUGCGAACAAGCGUUGCCAGCAGCGCGAUGUCGAAAUCGAUGUCGAGGACUGUGAUAAGGUUGGCGGUUUCAUUGGUACGCUCUACGUUAACCGUGAGAGCUUUGCCAAGGUCCUGGUCGAGGAGGGUCUUGCCUCGGUCCACGCUUACUCCGCUGAGAAGUCCGGCAAUGCUACUGAGCUCUUCGCUGCUGAGAAGAAGGCCAAGGAGGCCCGUAAGGGCAUGUGGCACAGCUGGGAUCCGUCCCAGGAUGAGGAAGAUGAGGGAACUCCCUUCGAGGCGGUUUCUAACGGUGCUAACGGCAGUGGCGAGUCGGCGGAGCGCCGCAAGGACUUCCGCGACGUCAUGGUCACUCACGUCGAUGAGGAUACCUGCCGUUUGAAGCUGCAGGAAGUCGGAGCCGGCACCACGGCUCUCACGGAUCUCAUGAAUGCCUUCCGCAGCUUCCACCUCAACAAGUCCAAUGACAGGCCGAUCGAGCAGGUCAAGGCCGGUGACUUCGUGUCGGCGAAGUUUACUGAGGAUGACGAGUGGUACCGCGCCAAGAUCCGCCGCAAUGACCGCGAGGCCAAGAAGGUUGAGGUCCUCUACAUCGACUACGGCAACUCAGAAACCAUUCCUUACAGCCGCCUUCGCCCUCUCGAUGCCAAGUUCAGCACCCAGAGCCUCAAGGGCCAGGCAGUCGACGCCGUCCUUUCAUUCACACAAUUCCCCACCUCCGCCGACUACCUCCGCGACGCGGUCGACUUCAUCGGUCGGGAGACCGCCGGACGCCAGAUGGUCGCCAACGUCGACCACGUGCAGGACAACACGCUCUACGUCACUCUGUUCGACGUUGCGAGCAACAACUCGACUGAGACAGUGAACGCGGAUAUCAUUGCCGGCGGCUACGCCAUGGUCCCGAGGAAGCUCAAGGCUUGGGAGCGCUCGGCCUCCGACAUCCUCAAGGCACUGAAGACGAAGGAAGAUGAGGCCAAGGACGAGAGAAGGGGCAUUUGGGAAUACGGUGACCUUACUGAGGACUAA
This is a messenger RNA of Diplodia corticola, 2643 nucleotides long. Its product is annotated as nuclease domain-containing protein 1. NCBI's taxonomy places the organism in Eukaryota, Fungi, Ascomycota, Dothideomycetes, Botryosphaeriales, Botryosphaeriaceae. Gene Ontology annotation, cellular component: cytosol; RISC complex; nucleus. The coding region runs from base 1 to 2643 and encodes 880 amino acids. Gene Ontology annotation, biological process: mRNA catabolic process; regulatory ncRNA-mediated gene silencing. The transcript is spliced from 3 exons. Gene Ontology annotation, molecular function: nuclease activity; RNA binding. The record is from RefSeq and is a predicted model, not a curated record.